AUGAUCGUGUCGACAUCUAUGUGUACGUAUAUUUAUCGAUUGAACGUCGUCCGUCGUCUGGUGCGCAUCAAACCACCACCACCACCACCGCCAUCACGACCACCACCGCUAGGAGCGAUACGAAUGGCUGGAGGUGCAACUCGUAGUGCAAGAAAGUCUAGAAAGCGAAAGAAUUCUGAGGACAGCACAUCGGCGGCACCAUCCAGAACUCUAAAGCAGUAUUCUGUCGACGAAAAGCUCGAGAUUAUUGAAUUUGCUAAAGGAAAUGGGAACAGGGCGGCAGGACGAGAGUACAACGUUGCUGAGAGCUCAAUUCGAGAAUGGCGGAAAAAUGAGGAAAAAUUGCGGUCCGUAAAUUCCGGUGAUUCUGAUCGACCACGACAAACGGAAAUGAUACGUAAGGUUUCCAUUGGACCAAUGCAAAAUGCUACUAAUGGGAAGGGCCCAGAAUUCGUCCAAGUUUCAUUGAGCACAUCGCUUGUGAGCGGAUUACCGAAAAAUAACGAGACAAUGGCCGUAUCGGAUCGAAAAGAUGUUGUAUCAACAGCAUCAACAUCAAGUUCACAUUCAAAUUCACCUCUUUACACUACCGGCUCAUCAUCGUCUCGAAGAAAAGCGAAAGCACCACGAAAAAUGGUUGUAGAGUAA
Molecule: messenger RNA, 648 nt
Organism: Necator americanus (New World hookworm)
Lineage: Eukaryota; Metazoa; Nematoda; Chromadorea; Rhabditida; Ancylostomatidae
Exons: 5
Coding region: 1-648 (215 amino acids)
Source: RefSeq, a predicted model, not a curated record